ACUGUGGGAGGAACCUCAUAUAGAUACAAGAAGAAGAUGCAAAUUUUAGGCAGACAGGGCUCUGGUCAGAUUUCAUUUCAAGGCUUGAGGCAGGUGAGGCAGCGACGUUCCCCAAUGCACCAUCAAGCUGAAUGUGUAAAUUCAAUAGAGGGAGAAAUUAGUGCAAAUCUUACUCAAUUAAUUCGGUUGAUGUAUAUCUGCAGAGAUUCCUGAAUUUCUUAAAAAACAUUUCAAAAUAUCCACAUAUCUCUGUCCCCAGGGUAACAGCUUGUCUUUUGCAGAAGACAAUUAAAAUCUUGCCACAAAAUCAUACUGUGGUCAGAGCAAUGGAAUUUCCCAAUAAUUCUCAAUUAUUGAACAGGAACAUGUUUGCGCUUGUGGGAAUUCCUGGCCUGGAGUCUGAUCACAUCUGGAUCUCUAUUCCCCUCUCCAUUAUGUACCUGACUGCAAUUCUAGGGAACGGAGUCAUAUUGUUCCUUAUUGCAUCUGAAGAACAACUCCAUAAUCCCAUGUGUUAUUUCCUCAGUGUAUUGUCCCUCACAGAUAUCUUCUUGUCCAACUCAAUUGCCCCCAAGAUGCUCAGUAUCUUCUGGGUCAACCACAAGGAGAUUGACUUUGUCUCCUGCCUCACACAGAUGUUUUUUGUCCACUUUCUCUCGACUCUGGAGUCUGGCAUCUUGCUGGCUAUGGCCUUUGAUAGAUACGUGGCCAUAUGCAAUCCCUUGCAUUACACAAGCAUAUUAACAAAUAUUCUCAUUCAAAAGAUAGUGGGGGCCCUUAUAAUCAGAGGAACUAUCAUUGUGACCCCCUUAACCAUCAUGGCCAGCAGACUCCCGUACUGUGGGACACACCAUAUCUCCCAUUCGUACUGUGAUCAUAUGUCCGUGGUGAUGUUGGCUUGCACAAGCACCACCAUAAACAGUGCAUAUGGACUUACUGUGGUUUUACUAGUUGUUGUGUUUGAUGCAGCUUUUAUAGGGUUGUCCUACUCCAUGAUUCUCAAGACAGUUAUGGGACUCUCCACUAGGACAGCCAAUAAAAAGGCUUUGAGGACCUGCACAUCCCAUUUCUGUGUUAUUUUAUUGUUCUACAUGUUGGGGCUAUUCUCCAUAAUUACCCACCGGAUCGGUCACAUUGUACCCUCCAUUCACGUAACCUUUUCCAACCUCUAUCUGCUCUUCCCACCCAUGCUGAACCCCCUAGUGUAUGGAGCGAAGACCAAGGAAAUCAGGAAUGCAGCCUUCCGCCUGUUUUCAUUAAUUUCCAUGGAAAGAACUGUCAACUUUUAGCCUAUACACAAUAAAGUUCAUUGCUUUUCCCCCUGCCUUUUGGUUUGUCACAUACAAUGCCUAUUUUACAUCAACUGUUCCUAAAAUAUACAGAACUUGGGCCCAGUGAUGGAGUUGAAUCAAUAAUUACACCACAAAACAGUGUUAUUUAGUCAUUUAUGAGCAGGAGACUCAAUACAAGAGACUGCAGAAGGUUUUUUUUUUUAUCUUCAUAGUCUUCUGCCAUUCUAGUCUGACCAUUGUAUCAGUCGUGCAAAAUAAGUAAAAAAUGGCAACUCUAUAUGUACGUAUGUUGCAGUCCAUCAGCCACUUUGCUCCUUUCUUCCUCCCCCUGGCCCUGG
Xenopus laevis (African clawed frog) is the source of this 1630-nucleotide messenger RNA. RefSeq names its product olfactory receptor 52N2-like. The transcript has a single exon. Bases 327 to 1289 code for a protein of 320 amino acids. The record is from RefSeq and is a predicted model, not a curated record. NCBI's taxonomy places the organism in Eukaryota, Metazoa, Chordata, Amphibia, Anura, Pipidae.